CGCCGCCGCCGCCGCGUCGAGUGCAAGGGCUUCUGGGAGCCGAGCCUCGGGGUCUCGGAGAAGGGGCGCAGGUGGCCGCCAUCUUGGAUUGCGAACUGGGUCGCUACGCUUCACGCCAGGGGCGGAGUGGCGGCCCUUGUGUUACCCGCCACACACGUCGCCGCUGGGGACUGGGAAAUCAGGGCAUCGGAGAGUGCCACGUUAAUGGGGCGACAGCGGUCGCGGGGGCGUGGCAGCCGGACCUUUCCCUUGCGGACGCGAAGGCGUGAUGCCAUGGCUAGUCCAGGGAAAGAUAACUAUAGAAUGAAAAGUUAUAAGAAUAAAGCCCUAAAUCCUCAAGAGAUGCGUAGACGAAGAGAAGAAGAAGGAAUACAGCUUAGAAAACAAAAAAGAGAAGAACAGUUGUUCAAACGCAGAAAUGUCUCUUUGCCCAGAAAUGAUGAAUCUAUGCUUGAAAGUCCUAUACAGGAUCCAGAUAUUAGUUCCACUGUACCCAUUCCAGAGGAAGAAGUUGUUACUACAGAUAUGGUUCAGAUGAUUUUUUCUAAUAAUGCUGAUCAACAGCUAACAGCAACACAGAAAUUUAGAAAGCUGCUUUCUAAAGAACCUAAUCCACCAAUAGAUCAAGUUAUACAGAAACCAGGAGUUGUACAGAGAUUUGUGAAAUUUCUUGAAAGAAAUGAAAAUUGCACUUUACAAUUUGAAGCUGCAUGGGCAUUAACAAAUAUAGCAUCUGGAACUUUUCUGCAUACCAAGGUAGUGAUUGAAACUGGGGCUGUUCCGAUUUUUAUCAAACUUCUUAAUUCUGAACAUGAAGAUGUUCAGGAACAGGCUGUUUGGGCACUUGGUAAUAUUGCUGGUGACAAUGCAGAAUGCAGAGAUUUUGUUUUGAAUUGUGAAAUACUUCCACCUCUUUUAGAGUUAUUAACAAAUUCAAACAGACUCACAACAACAAGAAAUGCUGUGUGGGCCCUCUCAAAUUUAUGUAGAGGCAAAAACCCUCCUCCAAACUUUAGUAAGGUUUCACCUUGCUUAAAUGUCCUGUCACGACUGUUGUUUAGCAGUGACCCAGAUGUGUUAGCAGACGUGUGUUGGGCCCUUUCUUAUCUCUCCGAUGGACCCAAUGAUAAAAUUCAAGCAGUCAUUGAUUCUGGAGUCUGUCGAAGAUUGGUGGAACUUUUGAUGCACAAUGAUUAUAAAGUUGUAUCACCUGCAUUAAGGGCAGUUGGUAAUAUUGUGACUGGUGAUGAUAUUCAAACACAGGUAAUUUUGAAUUGUUCUGCAUUACCCUGUCUCUUACAUUUAUUGAGUAGCCCAAAGGAGUCAAUUAGAAAAGAAGCCUGCUGGACUGUUUCUAACAUCACUGCUGGAAAUAGAGCUCAGAUUCAGGCUGUUAUAGAUGCAAAUAUUUUUCCUGUUUUGAUUGAGAUUCUUCAGAAAGCGGAGUUUCGUACCAGAAAAGAAGCAGCUUGGGCUAUAACUAAUGCAACAUCAGGAGGUACUCCAGAGCAAAUAAGGUAUUUGGUAGCUUUAGGCUGCAUUAAACCACUUUGUGAUCUUUUGACUGUUAUGGACUCCAAAAUAGUCCAAGUGGCUUUAAAUGGACUUGAAAAUAUUUUACGUCUUGGAGAACAAGAAUCUAAGCAGAAUGGAAUAGGCAUUAAUCCAUACUGUGCUCUCAUUGAAGAAGCAUAUGGUCUGGAUAAAAUUGAGUUUUUGCAAAGCCAUGAAAAUCAGGAAAUUUACCAGAAGGCAUUUGAUCUGAUUGAACAUUACUUUGGUGUAGAAGAAGAUGACCCCAGCAUUGUACCUCAGGUGGAUGAAAACCAACAACAGUUUAUAUUUCAGCAGCAGGAAGCACCAAUGGAUGGAUUUCAACUUUAACUUACUGGAGGAAAAAAAAUUUGUGGCUAAAAAGGGUAGCUUCAGAAAUGACAGACUUUUUCAUUGAAUGAUGAGGACACAGCAGCCAUAUUAUGCCAAGAGGAAAAAUAUCAUGAUCAUAUUGAAAGAUCAAGCAUGAGUUUCCAUGGUGAAGUCUUCUGUACCAAUGCGCCAGAGAAUGCCUACCAUCCAAAAAAGCAGUCAGCUGAUGGAAAAGAAGAUUAUUAAACCUUUGUUCUGGGAUUUACUGUUAAAAAACAAACAAAAAACAACAAAAAAGCAGUGACAGGAAACAGUUAAGGAAAUGAUUUAACUGAAGGGAAGCAAGAUUUUUUAAAGCAUUGUUCUUAAUCCCCAUGACUGUCCUUCAGUCACAAUUCCAGAAUAAAAGAAUCUACUUUGUGUA
Molecule: messenger RNA, 2290 nt
Organism: Gorilla gorilla gorilla (western lowland gorilla)
Lineage: Eukaryota; Metazoa; Chordata; Mammalia; Primates; Hominidae
Gene: KPNA5
Product: karyopherin subunit alpha 5
Exons: 16
Coding region: 205-1884 (559 amino acids)
Biological process (GO): protein import into nucleus
Cellular component (GO): cytoplasm
Molecular function (GO): nuclear import signal receptor activity; protein binding
Source: RefSeq, a predicted model, not a curated record